AUGUCUUUGGAGACUGGUAAGCUAGUUCCAGCCGAACCCUCAUCAGGACUCUUUGUCAAACCUCUAUCUUCCCAUGAAAUCAUGUGUUCCACAAGGCAAGUUGCUGGAAUCAGAUUUGGGGAACCAAGGCCUAUUCCAAAACCUAUUGAGGUGAUUGGAAAAGGGAAGGAUGUUGUUAUUGAUCAUGAUGAGGAUAUUUUUGAAGCAACAUGUAUCGUCAAUCUUAUGAUGGAUCAGGCUAACAUCAUUGCUGCUGAAAAGAUAGAGAUCUUCGAUACUUGGGUCCUGAACAGAAUGUCGAUUAAAUAUGAUGGGGUCAUCAAAGGCAAAAGGCAUAACCAGACAAUGGUUAAAGCUCGUCAGCAAUUAGAAGAGAGUCUUGAAAUGCCAAUUAGAACUAAUUUCAACCCUCUUCAGAAGAGUGCUAAAGCUGAAGAGAAAGCCUUGAAAAGGUUAGACGAGAUUAUGGAGGAUUACAUCUCUGUUGUUACCAGAUAUGUUCAUGGAGCAAGUUGUUCAGGGGUCAGUCCUUUUGAAAGCUCUUCAAAUGAAGAUGAGAUCAUGGACCUUUCCGAUGACUGUAAUGUUGAUGAAGAUGAGCAGGCUGAUGCUCUUCUUAUAGAAAUGAGAAUUUUUUCAGUAGAGGAAAAACGUCUAAUGGCUCAACCUAUAAUGGAGAAAAUUGUGGAACCCGUUCAAACAAAUCCAUCUAUCGAAGAAGAAGAGGGUGUUCAAGAGCCUGUUCAAGCUCUUGUUGCUCAAGAAAAGGAAGUGGUUGAAGAGCCAGUUCAAGCUCCUAUUUCCCGUGAAGAAGAAGUGUUAGAGUCCCUUAUUCUUGAAACAAAGGCAUCACAAGAGAAAGAAGCUGAAGUUAGAAAAUUGUCCGAUAUAGUUCACAAGGUUUGUGAAGUUGUUUCAGAAGAAGAAAAAGAAAAAUCUAAAAGUGAUUUAGAGAGGGAUGAACCCGAGAAGUCCAUGCAAGUUCAUACUCACAUCAUUCCUAUUCAGACCGUUCAAGCAGACUCGCAAGAAAUAUCAUCCAAUGAAGGAUCUUCGGUUGAAGGUACAAAGCUCAUAAAGUCCAUGUCUACUUUGAUGGCAACUCUUCAGAAGAAUGUGGUAGAAAUGGGAUCUAAUAUGGUGAAAAUCAUGAAGACCCAAAAAGAGGACAAGAAAGAAUUCGCUGAUCUUCAUAAAACCCACAAAGAAAUGGAGCAGACGCUAAAGAAGAACACGUAUGAAGUUCAUAUGGUCAACAAGACAUAUUCCAAAUUUGAAAAGAACCUCUUCAAGCGACAAUCCGAGUUGCUUGACAUUGAAAGAGCAAUCAAUGUUGAUCUUCAACGUGAGGUUGUUGCUGAGAAAGAGAAAAAUCACAUCACUCAAGGUGAAGACUAUAGUAGAAGAAGAGGUGGUGGUGUUUUAACUAGGACCAAGUCCAAGCGAAAGCCAACUAGUGAUGAUAGCGACGGACCAAGUAAAAGAGGCGGAGGUCGCAACGGUGAUUGUGGUGGCAGAAGCACUAGUGGUGAUUGCUGUGGCAGAAGCACUAGCGGUGAUCGCGGUGGAAGAAGCACCAGCGGUGAUCGCGGUGGCAGAAAAACUAGUGGUGAUCGCGGUGUCAGAAGCACUAGAGGCGACCGUGGUGGCCAAAGUGGUGGAACUGGUCGUGGUGGUCGUUCUCUCCCUCCUUUUCACAACCUUCUGACUGGUGAGGAACUCAGCUAUGAAGGAUCUCGAUUCCCAAUCGACCCAACCAUAAAAAGGGAAGAACAAUAA
Messenger RNA from Impatiens glandulifera, 1779 nucleotides. Its product is annotated as keratin, type I cytoskeletal 9-like. The record is from RefSeq and is a predicted model, not a curated record. Lineage: Eukaryota; Viridiplantae; Streptophyta; Magnoliopsida; Ericales; Balsaminaceae. The transcript is spliced from 4 exons. The coding region runs from base 1 to 1779 and encodes 592 amino acids.